Molecule: messenger RNA, 1383 nt
Organism: Xiphias gladius (swordfish)
Lineage: Eukaryota; Metazoa; Chordata; Actinopteri; Istiophoriformes; Xiphiidae
Gene: tmem88a
Product: transmembrane protein 88 a
Exons: 3
Coding region: 544-1140 (198 amino acids)
Cellular component (GO): plasma membrane
Molecular function (GO): PDZ domain binding
Source: RefSeq, a predicted model, not a curated record
CAGCCCAGCCUGUUUUCUGUGCAUUAGCAGUAGAGGCAACACAGGAUACACACUCACACUCACGCAUACAAUCAUAGCUACUCACACACUCAAUCAUAUCUCAGACUGGAGUCAGGGUGAGGAAACAGAAUGUCAGGGAAGGAAGCGCUGAAGCCAGUGGGAAAGCAGAAUUUGCCUCAAGUCUACAGAGCUCUUUUCUGACCCACUCUGAGCGGUCUGAGGGAGACGUUUAGAUUCAUUACAGCAGGCACAGAUCUGAUGAGCUGAUGAUUUAUUUAUUUAUUUGAUUUGAUUUUGGGAAAUAGACCAGAAAAACAAAGGGAGAAGAUUUUAGAUUUUGUUAAGUAGUAGAAACUCAAUUUUACUCAGGAUCUGGAUUUUCAAACGGAAAAGACACACAUCAGGAGGAAUUUCGCGAAAAUUCUCUUCGUCUCCGACCACUCACCCAUCUUCAGGUCCUUCAGAGUCCCAUCAUCUGCUGCCACCAUCGAACUGCAAGAGGACACAUCAUCAAGUUUACCACACAUUUAGAACACAAAGAAGAUGAGUCUGUCUCGGAACGGGACACUGGAGAAGAUGGUAUCUGAGCAGGCCAACUCUGAGCCGCGCUCCCCCUCCAGAGCGGGGUCAGGUGUUGUGGUGCCGCCUCCAUACUCGCUGGGCGGCAGCGAGGCUGCUGAAAUCCCCCUGGAAUUGCGGGGCUCUCUGGACUGCUGGGCGUGCUCCGUGCUGGUCACCGCCCAGAAUCUGAUCAUCGCACUGAUCAACGCGGUGGUGGCCUGCAUCGUGUUCGGCACCAUCCUCACCCCUGCCCUUGCUAUGAUCAUAUUCGGCUUCCUCUGCCACUCCUCGGUGCAGCCCCAUGGAACCUCUCUGUAUUGCUCAGACAUACUGGAUGACAACGGCUGCGUGGCUCUACUUGUUGUGGGUUUUCUGCUGCUAACCCCUCUGCUGGUCCUGGCGCUUGCUGCCUACUGUCGCCUGGCCCGACACCUCCAGCUGGGCAUGUGUUUCAUUCCCUACAGCCGUGCCGUCUACAAGAACCUGCCUGCCUCACGCCAGCGGGGGUCUGGGGCGGGAGGCUGCUGUGGCCAGCAGGGAGCUUCAGAAAGGGAGGGGAAGGGUAGUGUAUGGGUGUAGGAGAGGAGAGGAGAGGAGGAUUGUAUAUGAUUGUAAGAUUUAUCCCUGUUUAAUGACUAGAGUUGCGUUGUCUGAGUCUGGCUCUAUUUUUUUUUUAAAGCAAAUUGCCAUUGUAUUUCUAUUUUUACAGCCACUGUAAAAAUCCAUAAUAUUUCAUCAUUUAUAUUCAUUGUUUGGAAGUCAAUAUUGCCUUUUUAUACUAUUCCACAUGUAUUUUUAUACCUUUUUACAUUAAAAUGUCAC